Ilex paraguariensis (yerba mate) is the source of this 183-nucleotide messenger RNA. NCBI's taxonomy places the organism in Eukaryota, Viridiplantae, Streptophyta, Magnoliopsida, Aquifoliales, Aquifoliaceae. The record is from the annotation of a GenBank genome assembly.
AUGGAUGGCUAUAGGUCAUCGGUUGUGACGUUUACGAAGGGUCAACCCCUCGUUGGAGUUCUUGGCCUCUAUUUUACACAUCAUAUGCUUGUGUGGAUAGCUGCUGAGAGGGUGUAUGGCACGACGAAGCUUUGCGACUAUGCCAUUCUUGGCGACGGUGAUCGCCGACGAGAAGGUGCAUGA